AGCAAUACUGUAAUGCUAAAGAACUUAAGUUUUAUAUAUAAUAUUUUAUAGUGACUUAUCCGAGAGUGAUUUAAUCAUGUAAGACUGUAAUCGUGCGCACAUCAGAGGAAAGAGUAGGGUUGUAAACAGGUAAACAGAAGCAGGUCAUGUGAUUUUGUUCGACAGCUGAUUGAUCAACAAAACAGUUCCUGGUGGUAUAUUAUAUCACGCAAAUUUCGUGGAGAAACACUGUUUUGUUGAUAGACCUAUAUCAUAUGUGCAGAGAAAAUAUGGCAGACUUUUGUGGGAUCUUUAUAACCAUCCUCUUUUCCACGGUUUCAGUAUAUGCCAGAGAAGAUUGGAGUCAUUUUACCUUUGCCCAGCAGUGGCCAGUUGCUGUUUGUGCAGAGCAUAAAGUUUGUGUAAUACCACCUACAGUGAAUGGUUGGGGUAUACAUGGUUUAUGGCCAACAGCAGACUCUAAAUCUAAAGGACCAGAAAAUUGUAACACCUCUUGGCCAUUUAAUUUUGAAAGGGUCAAGACGCUGUUGCCAGAUUUGAAGAAAUUUUGGCCAAACCUCUAUCCAGAUACAGGAGCAAACAGUUUCUGGGAACACGAGUGGUCAAAACAUGGAACCUGUGCUACCUCAUUACCUGCUACCUCUAAUGAACUCAAGUACUUCCAGAUGGGACUUAAACUACAUGCUCAAUACAACCUUACAAAAAUACUUCUGAACCAGGGAAUAAUAACAAGCAACACAGCUGGUUACAUGGCUAAUGAAACAGAAGCAGCUCUGAAGAGGGAACUAGGAGUGAACACAGUGGUGCAGUGUGUUUUUGACAAGGAAAAAACAAAGAAGCAGCUGCUGUAUGAAGUUGAAAUCUGUGUCAGCAAGGAUUUUAAAUUAAUAGACUGUCUCCAUGAUGAGUCUCAGAGCUCCUGUCCUAAAAAGGAACCAAUCUUUUACCCUCCUCUGCAUGACAAACAGUUUGGCAUUGGAGUCUCAGUUAUCUGAAUGGAUUAAGUCUGUAAAUGAGGGAAUCUCAGUGAUCUUUUCCAGUUAGUUUGCUCAAAUUCAUCAUUUUUCAAUUUUACUUGUAUGUCUUUUCCUAACUUUCAAUAUUAUUGCUUGUAAAAUGCCUGAAUUCUCUAAUUAGGUACACCUGUUUAUAUACAUGUAUUUCAGAACAGACUAUGCAAUUUUGAUCCCCUCUAAAUAUAAAAAAAUAUAUAUAUUGUAUAUGCAAUAUUUUGAUACUAAUGCAUUUUCCAUUAUUUGUUAUCUAAUGUAAGUAAUGUGUGUGUAUAAAAUGGGAAUAAGCAGCAGGCUGGGCCAAAAUGAGCCCUUUUCCUGAUCUUUUGAAGCUUUGUAUUUUCCAUGACUGUUUCUGGUUUCCAUUAUUAUUUUGAACUAUGGUAUUAAACUAUUAAUGUAUUGCAAGUUAAUCAGAUAUUUUUAUUUCUAUUUAUUUCUAAUUUAUCAGAUUUUCAUUUGUAUUUAUUGUGUGGUAAUGGUAUACACAGAAAUAUG
Molecule: messenger RNA, 1511 nt
Organism: Saccostrea echinata
Lineage: Eukaryota; Metazoa; Mollusca; Bivalvia; Ostreida; Ostreidae
Product: ribonuclease Oy-like
Exons: 10
Coding region: 255-995 (246 amino acids)
Biological process (GO): RNA catabolic process
Cellular component (GO): extracellular region
Molecular function (GO): RNA binding; ribonuclease T2 activity
Source: RefSeq, a predicted model, not a curated record